GGCGGGGCGAGGCCAUGGCGGACCCGGGCGAAGCGGCCCGGGAGGAGCUCGGGGCCGCCGCCGACCGGGACCCGCCGCCCACAGCCUUGUCCCCCUCGGGGGAUGGAGCGGCGGCGGAGGAGGAGGAGGCGGCGGCCGCGGAGGGGGCGGGCGAGGGCGAGGCGGGAGAGGCUGGCGGGGGCGGCGAGAACAGAGCGGAGGCGCCGGACGGGGAGGUGAGGAGCGCGGAGGGGGAGGCGGUGGACGGGGAGGACCCCAGCCUGCAGCCGUCCGCCGCCAAGAAGGUGAAGCUGGAGCUGAAGGAGAGGAAGGAGAAGAAGCAGAAAGUGGACGAGGACGAGAUCCAGAAGAUGCAAAUACUGGUGUCUUCCUUUUCUGAAGAACAGUUGAACCGUUACGAGAUGUAUCGCCGGUCUGCGUUUCCCAAAGCUGCUAUUAAACGGCUGAUCCAGUCCAUCACUGGCACCUCUGUCUCUCAGAACGUGGUUAUCGCCAUGUCUGGCAUUUCCAAGGUCUUCGUUGGGGAGGUGGUGGAGGAAGCACUGGAUGUGUGUGAGAAGUGGGGGGAGCUGCCCCCUCUGCAGCCUAAACACAUGCGAGAGGCGGUCAGGAGGCUCAAGUCACGAGGACAGAUCCCCAAUUCCAAAUAUAAGAAGAUCAUCUUCCACUGAAGUGGCCCAAGAGCAGCAAGAGAAGACAGAAGUUGAAAUGAGCUUCCCGUUGUGAACCUCGUAAGAGCAGAGCUCUGAGACUGAAGCUCCUUCAGGAGCAUUGUGCAUAGACUUCAGUGACUGCGGGGAGGGCUCCUGCUGUCGCUGCUGGGGUCUCGCUCAUCACCUGAGCAGGAGCCAAAUCCCUGACCUGGAGCUUUGGGCUCCUCUGCUUCAACAGGGCAGGGAUAGGAACAUUCAAAGUGUUCAGUGUAUUCACCCACCAGGGUCAUACUUUCUGCUGGCACAGAUGUGGUGGUGUCUGUGUACAGAAGUGGUUUUUUUUUUUUGUUUGUACAAUAAACUUGUUAUUGUAUUCUUAGG
Messenger RNA from Chroicocephalus ridibundus (black-headed gull), 1034 nucleotides. RefSeq names its product TATA-box binding protein associated factor 11 (gene TAF11). The coding region runs from base 15 to 671 and encodes 218 amino acids. Gene Ontology annotation, biological process: RNA polymerase II preinitiation complex assembly; transcription initiation at RNA polymerase II promoter. Lineage: Eukaryota; Metazoa; Chordata; Aves; Charadriiformes; Laridae. Gene Ontology annotation, molecular function: transcription coactivator activity; protein heterodimerization activity. Gene Ontology annotation, cellular component: nucleus; transcription factor TFIID complex. The transcript is spliced from 5 exons. The record is from RefSeq and is a predicted model, not a curated record.